Messenger RNA from Glossina fuscipes, 1336 nucleotides. RefSeq names its product protein mab-21-like. The record is from RefSeq and is a predicted model, not a curated record. The transcript has 4 exons. Lineage: Eukaryota; Metazoa; Arthropoda; Insecta; Diptera; Glossinidae. Bases 179 to 1288 code for a protein of 369 amino acids.
UAGUAGUAAUGUAGUAAUAACAGUGUUUCUGUAUUAGUUAUUAUCAGCAUCGGUUAGCAUAUGUAGUUGUGUGAAAGAGUGCGGUUAUUGCGUGCAUUAAAAUAAAUAAGUUUAUAUCAGUGAUUUUGUAUCGUUUUCGCCGUACGCAUUGGGUUUAGGCGAAACUGCCGCCCGCAACAUGUUAGUCCCUCCGGAUAUGAUGGCUGCUCAAACACGUAUGAUCUAUCAGAUGAAUCGUUAUUGCGCUGACCGCGUUCAAACUCGCAUGUUUAAAACUGCAACCGCCAUACGAGAAAUUUGCAAAAUCGUUCAAGAUAUUUUAAAAGAAGUUGAAUUGCAAGAACCACGGUUCAUAUCGAGUUUAGUGGAAUGCAAUGGCAGAUUUGAAGGUGUUGAAGUGAUUUCACCAAAUGAAUUUGAAAUUGUUUUAUAUCUCAAUCAAAUGGGUGUCUUCAACUUCGUAGACGAUGGUACAAUGCCGGGUUGUGCAGUGCUAAAGUUAAGUGAUGGCCGUAAGCGUUCUAUGUCGUUAUGGGUCGAAUUUAUUACGGCUUCUGGAUAUCUAUCUUCCCGUAAAAUACGUGCACGCUUUCAAACGCUUGUUGCUCAAGCAUGCGAUAAAAGCAUUUACAGAGAUAUGGUGAAAAUGAUUGGCGACACAACCGAAGUAAAGUUACGUAUACGUGAAAGAUUUGUAGUGCAAAUAACACCGGCGUUUAAAUGUUCGGGUAUAUGGCCGAGAUCUGCUGCACACUGGCCGCUGCCUCACAUACCGUGGCCGCAUCCGAAUAUAGUGGCCGAGGUUAAAACUGAAGGCUUUGAUUUAUUGUCCAAGGAAAGCGUUAUAUUUCAAAAUAAAAAUAACAACAAUGCGGCUAGUAUGGAAGGGGAUGCAUGGGUGCUAAGUUUUUUUGAGGCAGAAAACCGUUUAUUGCAAGGAGGCUGCCGGAGACGUUGUUUAAGCAUUUUGAAAACUUUACGUGAUCGCCAUUUAGAAUUGCCGGGAAAUCCUAUAACAGCAUACCAUUUGAAAACGUUGCUCCUUUAUGAAUGUGAGAAACAUCCCAGAGACUUUGAAUGGGAUGAGGGUUGCAUAGCCGAUCGUAUAAAUGGUAUCUUUUUACAAUUGAUUUCCUGUCUCCAGUAUCGAAGAUGUCCACAUUACUUCUUACCCACAUUGGACCUUUUUAAAGGUAAAUCUCCCAGCGCCUUGGAACAAGCGGCAAAACAGGUGUGGCGUUUAACCAGAGAAAUGCUAACAAAUGCUAACGCGUUUGAAAAAUUGUAAAGAAAAUAUUACAGAAACUGAAUAAAUAGAGUUAGCAAGACAAAGUAA